AUGUCUAACAGUCCUAACGUAGAAAAGGAAUUUGGAGAAAACCUUACUCCUUCUCCCUCUCAGCACCCACAUACUAGGCAAAGAAGAUCUUCUUCGAUCAUUCAACAUUUAGAACCUGACAAUUUGGAAACAAGAAUUGAUCAGUCAUUGAAUCCUAAUGUUAACGCCAAUUGGGUGCAUUAUAAAGGUGCUUGGGUAGUCCACAUUGUAUUGAUUUUGUUCUUGAAAGUGUUUUUCAACUUCAUAUCAGUGUUAGAUAAUGAUUGGAAGUGGACUUUAACUAAUUUGACUUACAAUAUUGGGUCAUACAUUAUGUUCCACCAAGUUAAAGGUACCCCUUUUGAAUUCAAUAACGGAGCGUAUGACAACUUGACUAUGUGGGAGCAGAUUGAUAACGGUGAUCAAUAUACUCCAACAAAGAAAUUUUUAAUGCUGGUACCAAUUGGAUUGUUCCUUAUUAGUACUCAUUACUCCAACUAUACAAACUUAAACUUAUUUAUACUCAAUGGUGUGAGUUGUUUAUGUGUAGUUAUACCAAAGUUAGCCAUUGCACAUAGACUCAGGGUGACUCUUUAUUAA
Molecule: messenger RNA, 579 nt
Organism: Dujonia railenensis
Lineage: Eukaryota; Fungi; Ascomycota; Pichiomycetes; Serinales; Debaryomycetaceae
Source: the annotation of a GenBank genome assembly